This is a messenger RNA of Perca flavescens (yellow perch), 1005 nucleotides long. RefSeq lists its product as uncharacterized. The coding region runs from base 96 to 761 and encodes 221 amino acids. NCBI's taxonomy places the organism in Eukaryota, Metazoa, Chordata, Actinopteri, Perciformes, Percidae. The record is from RefSeq and is a predicted model, not a curated record. The transcript is spliced from 9 exons.
UUGUCAUUGCCAUCUAGCCAAGCAACAUAUGUGGGGAUGCCUUCCAGCGGGCAUACAUAGAGUGGUCCCAUGCCAAAUUUGAGGUGGAGAGAGCCAUGGGCAUUAGUCCUUUUACCUGCCUUGCUUGUGUGCCACAAAUGCAUGCGGUUUCUGUGGAUGGCAACCGCAAGCAUUAUAGAUUCAGAAGUGCCACAGGAUCCACAGAAGGGCUAUUUGAUGGUGCAUUGUUUGCAAACGACGACGAUGUGGCAAAUUUUGUGCAUUACGUUCAAAAUGCUACAAAGCAUGCAUCAGGUAAAGGUAUGUGUGGCUCCAGUCAGUGGACAGCGGCUAAAGAGACCUGCAGGGCAUCUGCGUCAAAAAUUGACGAGGAGGGGAUUGAGAUAGCGGUGUGCAGGCAUGGAGUCCUUCUCAAGGCAUUAAAUAUGUUCAGAGGAGAGAUUUUUGCCUAUCCUAUGUACCUUCAAAAAGAGCUGUCUACCCUAAGUCCAGCCUUUUUCUGCAUGGAUGUGGCCUGCAGAUACUUCCCCUACCUUGAGAAAGUUGCCACCCAGUGUCCGGAGCUGCAGACCCUGCAGACUAUGCGUCCACUCCUCUCAGUGAUGCACGCCAAAGCCCAUACAUGGACGUGUGAGUUGAAAUGGGGAGGGCGGACCCAAGAAGGGGCAGGUAACACAAUAGGAGAGGAGGUGGAACAGGUCAACAGCUUCUUGUCCAGGGCUGCCAUGUCAACUAAGUACAUGUCGAAAGGAGCACGAUGAGACAUGAUUACUAUGUUGACAAUAUCCUGGAACCAAAGGAAAAUGGCAAACUUGCAAAGGACAUUAGUCCAAAGAUACGUGAAGACGCUGAGUAGACUGGACCAGGAAAAAAAAGAAGCUGGACUUGCUGUGUGCAGAGCUCGGUGUGGACGACAUCAAACUCCAGCAAUGGAUUGUUGAUGUCCAGCACUGGCCAUAUGCUACCACUGUCUUGGAGGAAGAGUCGGUGGAAGGAAAAAUCGAG